CCCUCAUCAUGCAAGAACAUUUCCUACAAAUCCUCCCCAAACCGCCAUAUGUGCCCCUCCAAGCACUCCACUGAAAGUCACCAAUGUAGCAUCGAUCUUCCUGGCUUCUAAUUUCUCUCCAUCUUCAUCUUUCUCAUCUCCAAUUCCUCUCGAACAUUAGAAAUCAAGCACAUCAUGGGGAAGAAGAUAGUUUCGCACAUCAUGGGAAAGAAGAUAGUUUCUUUGAAGAAGCUAGCGAAGAGGGCGAAGGAGAGAGCCCUAUCGGCCGACCAGGACCACCAGUCGCAAGAGGUGUUGCUUAGGGAGCGCUACAGCGGGGAAUGCUUGCCAUCUUCCCCAUCGUUGACGACCCCGACGGGGUGCUUCGCAGUCUACGUCGGGGAAGAGAGGCAACGGUUCCUCGUGCCGACCGAGUUCCUGUGUCACCCGCUCUUCAAGAUGCUGCUCGAGAAGGCGCGCAAGGAGUUCGGGUUCGAGCAAAGGAACGGCCUCACGGUACCGUGCAGCGUGCCGGCUUUUCGGGAGGUGUUGAACGCCGUGGAGUGCUGCAAUGGGAAAUUUGAGUUUGGUGAGUUGGUAGAGGAGUUUGUCUAGGUGAUCUUGUUAGGGUUGAUUGUAACAAACGGGAAGAUGUUUUGUUGGCCUUCUGUAGCUCAUCUCCUGUCCCGUAAAUUUACUUAUUAUAAAGCAUUGUAACAUUGUAGCUUCUUGACCAAU
Molecule: messenger RNA, 717 nt
Organism: Eucalyptus grandis
Lineage: Eukaryota; Viridiplantae; Streptophyta; Magnoliopsida; Myrtales; Myrtaceae
Product: auxin-responsive protein SAUR50
Exons: 1
Coding region: 175-594 (139 amino acids)
Biological process (GO): response to auxin
Source: RefSeq, a predicted model, not a curated record